AUGAUGUUCACCGAUGAAAAAAUAUUUACACAAAACUGCUAUUACAAUCCUAAAAGCGAUGUUAUAUGGGCUGAUAAUCGAUCUGAUGCUAAUGAACGUGGUGGACUACAUGCGGUGAAAAAGUAUUCUGUCAAUGUCAUGGUUGGGUUAGGUGUAACAUGGUAUGGACUCACACGACCAUAUUUUUUUGAAAAAGGUGAACGACUAAAUGGUCAAAGCUAUACUGAUCAAUUGUUACCAUUUUAUAAAAAAGAAGGUGACCGACUGUUUCAACAGAAAAAAUGGGGGUUUCAACAGGAUGGAGCUAGCUCCCAUACUGAUCAAAUAUCUCAAAACUGGUGCAAAGAGAACUUUGAAUUUUUUAUUCCGAAAGAAAGAUGGCCACCUAACUCACCAGAACUUAAUCCAUUAGAUUACUCUAUCUGGACCAACAUCUCGAAUCACAUUGAAUAUCACAAAGUUAAAACGGUCAAUGAUUUGCGUCGAGAAGUCGAAAAAGCUAUAAAGAAAAUUGAUAUUAAUUAUGUACGGGACGUGAUCAACGUCUUUCUUCGACGAGUACGUUCAGUGGAAGAACAUGAUGGUGAAUUAAUCAUAGAUGAACAUAAUUAA
Messenger RNA from Rotaria sordida, 612 nucleotides. The record is from the annotation of a GenBank genome assembly. NCBI's taxonomy places the organism in Eukaryota, Metazoa, Rotifera, Eurotatoria, Philodinida, Philodinidae.